CUGGUGCUUUUGAGGAGGCACACUUUGGCAGCAUCCCUGACAUUACAGUCCUGCUCCCUACGCACUCCAAUCUGACCAUGGCUGCACAGCUUGCCGUAGCUCUGUUGGCCCUUACCUCCCUCUGCGUCGCAGCCGAGCUGGACUGUGACGAACUUGUCAAGCCUUUGGUUCUGGACAGCCACAGCCCUAUUUAUGGAAAAUGGGUGCUUCAUGCGGGGGCUUGGGACGAGCCCGGCCUGAAGAAUGAGUUGAUGACUGUGAAGAGCUCCUGGGUGGAUUUAUCCGCCUCCACAGAUACCGGAGUCAUGACCAUCUACUGGGCAGACCGCUUGAAGGGAACAACUGACGGCGAGGACAAGUGCCUUCAGGGAGUGGCCAACGGCACCAUCUCCGGCAUGACCAGCCACACAACAUUCAACAUCAACGGCCACACGUCCUACCACGAGGGCAAGUACUACGAGUCCUGCUCUGAGUGCCUUCUGUCCGAGGACACCACCCUCCUCCCCGACGGGGAGACCAAGGGCCGCUACCUCUUCCUCUUCACAAGGACCGGAGGACUUGAGCCGGCUGAGCUGGAGAAGUACAAGAAGCAGGCUGAGUGUCUGAAGUUCGUUCCUGAAUUAUUCUACGGAGGCACAGACCUUUGUGCUGACGAAAGGGAACCUGCUCAACCCGCUGAGGAAGUUGUUGAAGAUUCCCCUGCGCCUCCCGCUGCUGCUCCCGAGGAAGAGGAAGAGACCACCGCGCCUGAAGCUAAAUAGACAGCGUCAAUCCCCCCCCCCCCACCCCAAACAUGAAAAAUGAAUUAUUAGUGACUGAUACACCAUGACUCAUGAGAGCGUGUCAGUAAGAGUACAAUGGUAGUUAAAGGGGACAUAUCAUACGACCAGGUGUGAGUGUGAUUAGCCAUUACAAGCUGGUUUAAAAAUGUGCAGCAUUGUGACAUCACAGGUGGCCGUGUCCACCUAGAUGUGUGCUGGACAGAUCAGUCUACCAGCCUACCCAGUGGACUGUAGCAAACGUUGCUCAUCUAUCCGUUAUACAUCUAGGUGGACACGCCCACUUGUGAUGUCACAAUGCUGCACAUUUUGAAAACGGCUUAUAAUGGCAAAUCACACUCGCACCUGGUGGUAUGAUAUGUCCCCUUUAAGUUUGAGUAGUCCCCCAUAAUAGGUAACAGUAUAUAUUAAUAUUCUGUCUUAGUUUUGUUGGGCUAAUGCCAUGUUAAGACGAGGUAUUGAAAACGCUUGAAAAACACUGAUCGAUAAGUUGGGAGAGGUGUUUUGUUCAAACUGGUAUCUUACAAAUGUAUAUGCAGUAGUUGUGAUGUUCUGAAAGAUGACUUCUGUGGAUAAAUGUAGGAUUAUUACAGAUGCUCAUACAAUAAAGAAACAUUAUAUCCCGA
This is a messenger RNA of Gadus morhua (Atlantic cod), 1405 nucleotides long. RefSeq lists its product as uncharacterized. The coding region runs from base 78 to 761 and encodes 227 amino acids. The transcript is spliced from 6 exons. NCBI's taxonomy places the organism in Eukaryota, Metazoa, Chordata, Actinopteri, Gadiformes, Gadidae. The record is from RefSeq and is a predicted model, not a curated record.